Messenger RNA from Arachis duranensis, 1583 nucleotides. Its product is annotated as pentatricopeptide repeat-containing protein At3g16610-like. Lineage: Eukaryota; Viridiplantae; Streptophyta; Magnoliopsida; Fabales; Fabaceae. The transcript has a single exon. The coding region runs from base 60 to 1583 and encodes 507 amino acids. The record is from RefSeq and is a predicted model, not a curated record. Gene Ontology annotation, molecular function: RNA binding; protein binding. Gene Ontology annotation, biological process: RNA modification. Gene Ontology annotation, cellular component: intracellular membrane-bounded organelle.
CUCCUUCCCUACUCCUCUUUGUGGUUUCUUUGUAUAAUGGUGAACCUCUUAAGGCAAGCAUGUUUCUAUUAAAAGUAGGGGACAAGUUGAAGAUUCCAGGUUUUAAAAAGGUAAUUCCUGGAUUAUGUUGUAAUAGAUUCCAGUUGAGAGAUGAGUUUGAGUCAAAUCAUUGGUACAUGGCCCAACUUGAAUCCUGCAUCCAAUCCAAAUCUCUUUCUCAAGGGAAGAUUAUACAUCAACAUAUCAUUAAGAACAAUUCUAAUAUCAAAGAUUUCUCCAUUAUCCUUGACAAGCUUACUCAUCUCUAUGUUAAAUGUAAUGAAGUCCAACUUGCCCGCCAAGUGUUUGAGAAAAUUCCAAACCCAAGUGUUGUUUGUUGGAACAUGAUGAUCAGAGCUUAUGCCUGGAAUGGACCCUUUCAACAAGGCAUAGAUUUGUACUAUAAGAUGCUGCAACUUGGGGUGACACCCAACAAAUUCACUUUCCCUUUUAUUCUCAAAGCUUGUUCGGCUCUGCAAGAUAUACAAGUUGGGCAAGAAAUCCACAAGCAUGCCGAGCAACUUGGUCUCGAAAUGGACGUUUAUGUUUGCACAGCCUUGGUUGACAUGUAUGCCAAAUGUGGAGAUUUGUUUCAAGCACAAACCUUAUUUAAUUGUAUGUCCAGCAGGGAUAUUGUGGCAUGGAAUGCCAUCAUUGCUGGGUUUUCACUGCAUACACUUCACAAUGAAACUAUGGAGUUACUUGUACAAAUGCAACAAGCAGGAAUAGUUCCCAAUUCUUCAACUAUUGUAGCAGUUUUACCCACAGUUGGACAAGCUAAUGCAUUAAGCCAGGGGAAGGCAAUCCAUGGUUACUCUUUAAGGAAAAUGUUCAGUGACAGUGUUGUUGUUGGAACUGGUCUUUUGGAUAUGUAUGCUAAAUGCCAUCAUUUGUCUUAUGCCCGGAAGAUUUUUGAUCGGAUGAAGCAAAAGAAUGAGAUAUGUUGGAGUGCUAUGAUUGGAGGAUAUGUUGCUUGUGAUUUCAUGACAAAUGCAUUGGCCCUUUUUGAUGAGAUGGUACAUGUUUAUGAGUUAAACCCUACACCAGUUACUCUUGCAAGCAUACUUCGAGCUUGUGCUAAGCUUACUGAUUUGAACAAAGGGCAAAGCUUACAUUGUUACAUGAUUAAAUCAGGGAUGGACUUAGAUACAACGGUAGGAAACUCACUCAUAUCAAUGUAUGCUAAGUGUGGGAUGAUGGAGGACGCAGUCGGAUUUCUUGAGGAAAUGACCUCAAAGGAUACAGUUUCAUAUAGUGGUAUCAUGUCAGGAUGUGUGCAAAAUGGCCAUGCUGAGAAGGCUUUACUUAUUUUUCGCCAGAUGCAGUUGUCUGGGUUUGAACCAGAUUUGGCAACCAUGAUGGCCCUUCUACCAGCUUGUUCACAUUUGGCUGCUCUACAACAUGGGGCCUGUUGCCAUGGAUACUCAGUCAUUCGGGGCUUCACGUCAGAGUCGUCCAUCUGUAAUGCCAUUAUUGACAUGUACUCAAAGUGUGGAAAGAUACAAAAAAGUUAUAGCAUGCAAACUUCAGUUCCCACACUGUAG